ACUAAAGUCCACAACAAACCUCGAAGUCAUUGAAGGCAAGACAGACUGGUGAAACAACUAUGACCGAGUCUCCCGUUUUAUUGAACAAACAUGAAGUCGAGCGUUUGCUCAGUUACGACGAUCUGAUUUCCAGACUGGAGUCUGUCAUGGGAAAGUUUUCUAAACGGGACAGUUCAGAAAUAAUCCAGCCUGUGAGAUCUGUGGUCCCUAUACAACAACACAAUGGGUUUUUGGGCGUAAUGCCUGCAUAUUUGGCCGCUGAGGGCAUUUUAUCCACUAAGGUGGUGAGUUUCUACCAGCGUGCAGAGGGAUCAAGUUUACCAUCAACUCAAGCCACGGUGUUACUGUUUCAUCCCGAGCAUGGAAAUGUGAUAGCGAUCAUGGAUGGGGAGGCCAUCACAGCCAAACGAACCGCAGCAGUAUCGGCCAUUUCAGCUAAACUGUUCAGCCCAGCUUUUUCAGAGGUAUUGUGCAUCCUUGGUUCAGGGCAACAAGCUAGAAGCCACUAUGAUGUGUUAACAAAGCUUUUCAAGUUCAAAGAGGUCCGUGUGUGGAGCAGAAGGAAAGAAAUGGCUCAACGGUUUGUUAAUGAUCUCCAAGGUCCUGUAACAGUUUGUGGUUCAGUGAAGGAGGCCGUGGUGGGAGCUGAUGUAAUAGUCACCGCCACAGGGGCAAGUCAGCCGUUACUCUUUGGCGAGUGGGUCAAACCAGGUGCACACGUUGCAGCGGUUGGCGCUUGUCGGCCAGACUGGAGAGAAAUGGAUGACGUCUUGAUGAGAGAGGCUGUAGUGUACGUGGACAGCAGAGAGGGGGCGACAACAGAGUCAGGAGACAUCAUUCUGUCUGGAGUUGAAGUCUUCGCAGAGCUCGGAGAGAUUAUAAAUGGAACCUUUCCUGCUCAGCGUGAGAAGACUACAGUAUUCAAGUCACUGGGAAUGGGGAUUCAGGAUGCUGUCUCAGCCAAACUUGUGCUGGAGAAGUGGAAGAAGGAACACUGAAGAACCAAAAGCACAGCUUCCUCCACUGAUUGCACAAUUGUCUUUUCUGCCAUGGUGGUGGCGUCUUUACCCUGAUCAGUGAUCAUGAGAACAAACUGCUCUCAUUCUUUACACACUAUUAAAAGAUUAAUUACUCUUAGUCUGCAAAAAAUAGCCACACUAAUUGCAAUGAUCACUUUUUGUAGCGUCGUUAAUAGAGUUCUGCAGGUAUGAUGUAUUUUUGUUGGCUGAAACCUGAAAAUGAGUUUGCAUUUUAGCACUUACACUUCUGUCGCCCAGAAGUCUUUUUGAAUGGGUUUUUGUUUAAAUGCCUGAUCUUUCACAUUUUAUUCUAUGACAUAAAAUAGAUAAGUAAUUCCCCUUUGUGAUUUGUCAGUGUAAAGGCAUUUCUAAACAUAAUAUAAAUAUUAAAAAUGUAUUGCUGAAAACAUGUUACAAAUACUGUGAACCAUGUAGUACUGUAGUAAGUAUUUUUGGACCGACCUGAAAUCAGGUUUCAGUGACGCUCAGUCACGAGUUACUGUCAUUACCUUUAGUUACUACAGUGUACAGUUUGCUAGCUAGCUAUGCCUUUUCCAUGUAAAUGCAUAUUACAUUGUUGCAAUGCUUUACAAAACUAUGGCAGCCCGUUUCCGCCACUGAAUAACAAAUAAAAAGGUAAAUGCAA
Molecule: messenger RNA, 1665 nt
Organism: Labeo rohita (rohu)
Lineage: Eukaryota; Metazoa; Chordata; Actinopteri; Cypriniformes; Cyprinidae
Gene: crym
Product: crystallin, mu
Exons: 8
Coding region: 60-998 (312 amino acids)
Biological process (GO): thyroid hormone metabolic process
Cellular component (GO): cytoplasm
Molecular function (GO): thyroid hormone binding
Source: RefSeq, a predicted model, not a curated record